This is a messenger RNA of Phytomonas sp. Hart1, 610 nucleotides long. Lineage: Eukaryota; Euglenozoa; Kinetoplastea; Trypanosomatida; Trypanosomatidae. The record is from the annotation of a GenBank genome assembly.
ACAUAAACAUAUCAAAUUUAUAAAUCAUUAUGUCUAGUAGAACCUCACUAAAAAAAUCUGCUCGCAAUCAUUCGGCGAAUUUUUCCGUUGAGGCUCAGAGUCUAAAUGAUGAGAUGAUCAUGUUUUCUCUUCGCUUGGUAGCUUUGAAGAAGUCGUACAUUGAACGGCUAAAAGACAUUGCUCUAAAAAGAGAAAAGCAGCUUAUUCUUCAAGAGCAGCUUAAACGCAUUGAGUCAACGUUUGAGCAGCGAAGCGAGGAUCACCAAGAUAUUCUCACAGAUUUUGUACGCCAAAUUAAAUCAGGCGAGACUGAGGCAAUCGAAAAAUUAGUUCAAGUAGAUACUCAAAUAUUGAAUAGUCAGGGCGAAAAGCGAAUCCUACAGAAAAAAAUUGAAGAAUGUGAAGCAGAUUAUGAUGCAAGGAUUAAGAGCAAAAAAAAUGAGUACGCUGAGCUCUGCCAACGUAUUUCUGAUAUGGAGAAAGAAAUUGUUAAGAUUAUCAAUGGUGUACAACAAACUUCGACUUCAGCUCAAUCUUGAAUGAACUUUUUAACUCUUCUGCUAAAGGCAUUAAAUGUAUACUAUCAUACUAUAGUACUUGAUAAAAAAAA